Messenger RNA from Macaca mulatta (Rhesus monkey), 6097 nucleotides. Lineage: Eukaryota; Metazoa; Chordata; Mammalia; Primates; Cercopithecidae. The record is from RefSeq and is a predicted model, not a curated record.
UUUUGGUGGAGUUGAGAUUACAUGCACUUACCAUUUUCUUUUCUUCUUUCUCACUGAAUCUGCAAUGAGUAUUUUCUCAUGUCAUUACUCCCUGUAAACCUGUUUGAAGGCCUCGUACCACCGUAUUGUGCACAGUAAUUUAUUUAACUUGUUCCCAAUUGCUGGACAUUUAGGUGGCUUCCAGUUUUUCAUAUUGUGUAAAGCCAGGACCAUAUGUCUUUGUGCUGAGCCCUGCUUAAAGGCACCAUCAGAGUGCAAGGGAGAAGGAAAGCCGGGAAAGGCUAAGUGUGGCUGGGAUUGCAGAGGCUCAGCUGGGUGUACUUUGACCAAGAAAGUCUGACAGGAGCAGUGAUGGGGGAAUAAGGGGAUGAACUGGGAUUCAGCUGCCCCUGCCUGCUUUGAACAAGCAAUCUUCAAAUUCCCCUAUGGUCUUCAGGAAUCUUUCCGUCCCUCCUGGAGAGAUCAGACAGGAGGGCAGUCCUCCUGGUGCGGCAGAGUGUAGGACAGGGUGAGUCAAAUGCAAUAAUCUGCUCUGUGGGCCCUGGGGCUGCCCACUCCCACCCCAAGGCCCCUGCAUACCUCAGCCCCCAUGGAUGGUGACAGCACAGUGUACCUGACUCGAGGCUGCAGGUUGAAGGGACAUACAUUAUGGCCAGCUGGGGGAGAGGCUGAGGACCUUUGGGGGCCAUGUCUUCCAUUCCCAGAGGGUGGGCAAGAUGGGCAGGAGUGGAGGGGCAGGGCUGUGACUGGGGCAGUACAGGGGCAGUCAGGAAGCUGGAGAUGAAUCCAUGGCUCUGUUGCCAUUCUGGAAAACUGAUGCCUUGCUUUCCUUUGCCUUCCUCAACCUGAUCAAGGGGCUCUGGUAGGGAAGGGGAUGACUGUGCCCCUCACUAGGCUCUGCAUGUGUUCGCCUACCACCGACCCUCAAAAGGGGGCAGAGGACAAGAAGACUUAACUUCUGUGGGGCUCCUUAGGGGCACAGGAUCAUGGAAUGUUAGUGCUACAGUUGAUUGAUAUCAGUGGCCAUUUCAUGCAAUCACUCAUUGGGGAAACUGAGGGGCCACAUCAAAAAACUAAUAAGGGGUGAACCAGGCAUGGAAUCCCAGUGUACCUGACUCCCAACUCCAUACGGCUUACAGUGCUCACAUGCCCUCAACCCCACACCUGUGGUCACAACUGCUGGGAGAAGGGAGACCAUGGCAGGGGCUCCAAAGCUGCCCUUGGAGGGCAGAAGAGACCAGUCCUCCUGGAAAUCUGCCCAGAGGAGCCCAGCCCAGCAAGGCCUCUGCUUUGGGCACUCCGUGCUCCCCACCUGCUGGAACAUGCCCUCCACAUCACUAUAAUCCAAGGGGUUCCCUGUAUUUUUGACCCCCAGAGAGGAAGGAGGAGGCCCUGCGUUUGUGAGCACUGAAGAGCUAUGAUGCAGGCCUGCAUGACCUGCCCAAGCCUGUGUGCCCCAUCUCUGCCUGUGGAGAGGCGUCUGGCACAGCUGCGUGACACCCUAUAUGGAACUCACCUCUUGUUAAUGUACCAGCAGGGCCCUGAGGCCCAUGGCAGCCCAGCGUCUCCAGACCAUCUAUGCCCUCCCUGGUGGAGGAGCUGGUGCUUGGGCCACAUCCCCUUCUCUGAGUCCCCCCGUGAUUGUUUGGUAGAUGUUCUUGGAGCCCGGCUUAGAGGCAGCCGCCCUUGGGUUCACAGCUGAGAGCCAUGGGCAGUGUCUUCUUGCCCCUUUGCCCUCAUACGGCCAACAACCCCCACCCCACUUCCUAGGAAGUCAGCCAGAGGAUCCUGACCCCUCAUGGACACACCCUCAGUGUCUUCGUCCAGGCCUGCCUGGCCCCACUCCUCCCUUGCUCUGUCCCAAUACCUGGGCAUUGUUCCUGGAGCCACGCUCUGUCUUCGGGUUUCUCAGGAGCCAGCUUCCUAGCAUCCAGGCAUUUCUCUUGGGGCAGAAGCAGAAACUGCUCUUUUCCAGGAUUUGGCUGUGGAUUCUCAUGGGGGCUGGGACUGGAAAGGAGACUAGAUAAUCGCAGCCCUGGGAGCAGCAGGGUCUCCCUGCACUUUGCCCUUCAGCCUUAGCAGAGACCUGCUAGAAGGCCAGACAUGGCCCCAGGUGGGUGACGCCAAGGUCUGAAGCCCAGAAGUCAGGGCGGCAGCAAUCCCCUCUCUCAAAAUCUACCACAUAUUCUCAUCCCAGCCAUCUCUUUGGCUCCACAAAACAACUUUGUGGGGAUGUAUGGAUGGUAAUCCCUAUUACCUUCCACACCUUACAGAUAAGAAAACAGAGGGCACAAAGAUCUGCCCAAGGCCUCAAGGCCAGGACUGAAUCCCCGAUCUUCAGAUUAGAAAUCCAGGGCAAGACACAGCCCCAUCACCCUCCAGCUUUGCGAUGGGCCAAGGAGGGGGACAGCAGGAGGUCCCCGGAGCCCCUAGACCGCCCCUCCCCUCUCUGCAUACCCCACUUGCACCUGCCACAGCCCAAUGUGUGUGGGGGGAUUGUGGCUUCCCAGGUGCUCAGUAGGUACUCAGAGCAGCUGAAGGAGGAAGGGAAGCCCUGGGUGUCUCCAUACUUCCAGCUGGGAUAUACAGGUCCAGACCUCGGCACCCAGGAUGCCCCACCUUAGAUCCUGCAGGAACUUCUGAAAGUCUCAAUUUGCCUUAGGGAGGAAGUUACUAAGGUGUAUCCCUCUAAGACCAUUGCUAGGGGCAAGCAUCCUCACUCAGUAAGAGCUGACAGCUGUGAGCACACACCAUGUGCCAAGCUCUGGGCUCAGCGCACUCCCAUUCGACCCUAGAAUGAAUUCUCUCUCAACCCCAAAUCCCACCUGCCACUGAGUCCUGUCAGUAUCUCCCAGGAUCAGUUCCCUUUCCUCCAUCUGUACCACCACUGAACCCUAGUUAUCUUCACUUGCCUGCAGCCAUAGCAAAGGCCCCUUAAUGAGGUCAGUCAGUCCAGCCCUCUCCAGUCCACUCCCUACACACAGCCAUGGGGAAGGCUUCAGGACCCAGAUCCCACCCUAGCACCUACUCUUAGACUCCAGCAGGGCUGCACAGUCUGGCUCCCACACCCCAUCUCACACCUCCAUCUGUGCCCUGCACACCUGCCUUCUCCUGUAUCCAGCCACGGGGACUUUCCACACAUUCUUCCUUCUGCAUGAAACGUGUUCCCCAUCCUCUUCACCUCGUUGACCCGCACACACUCUUCCUUCAGAUCUCAGCUUUACGGCCUUCCCUGGGUCUCUGUGUCAGCUCCGUCCAUUGUGUGUGCUUACAUGCACCUGCUGUACUUCUUCGGGGCAGAGAUAUGAUUUUACACUUGUCUUCUCCAUCAGACUGGAAGUUUUGUGAAGACAAAGCAUGCAUCUGCUCCCUCUCCCUACUUCUCAUCUUUCUCACCGUGGUACCCCAAGCAUCCGGUACAGUGCCUGGCAUAUAGCUGAUGCUCAAUAAAUAUGUGUUGAAUGGACAAAUGACUAAGCCAACUCUGUGGGGUAAGCACUACUGCCAGCCCCAAUCUACAGACAAAGAAACGGAGGCCCUGAGAAGUGAAGUAGCCAGUUCCAGGUCCCGCAUCUUGCAAAGGACAAAGGCAGGGUUUGAGCUGAGUCAGACUGCAGAACCCAUGCUCUUCACCACUUUGGGUCCUGCCUCCAGUACCCUGGCCUCAGUGCUUGUCUGUCUUGCUCUUCUGACAGGCUCUGAGGACUGCUCGGCUGGCCCAGGCUCCCCUCCCCAGCAGCUGUCCCCAGAACCAUGGAAAGUCUGAGUGAACUACAGAACCCGCUGCUGCCCAGGAGCCCCUCCCACCUCCACGGCCCCUAUCCCUACCCUGAGGCCCCACCCAGCUGGUCCUACCAGGAAAAGCUCUACUCCUACCUCCUAGGCGGCACUGGGCCUGCUGGAGCUCACCAGCUCCUGGACCCAGGGUCCCUGCAGCUGGCCGUAGAGGCCUGGUACCGGCCCAGCUGCCUCCUGGGGAGAGACAAGGUCAAGGAGCCCAGGGCAGGCAGCUGUGAGACCAGCUUCACAGAGGACAGGGAGCCCCAGGAGGGGCCCCCAGAGCAGCCCACAGGACCUGGUCAAGCUGCAGAGAAUGUCACCAUCCAGACUGUGUCCUACGGGGUACAAGAGGAGCUUCGGGACCAGGAGGACGACCAGGAGGAAGAGGAGAGCGAUGCCACUUCAACGGAGAGCGAAAGUGAAGACAACUUCCUCACGCUGCCUCCCAGGGACCACCUGGGCCUUACUCUCUUCUCCAUGCUCUGCUGCUUCUGGCCACUGGGCAUUGCUGCCUUCUACUUCUCCCAGGGGACCAGCAAGGCCAUCUCCAAAGGGGACUUCCGCCUGGCCAGCACCACCUCCCGCCGGGCCCUCUUCCUAGCCACACUCGCCAUCGCCGUGGGGGCCGGUCUCUACGUGGCCGUGGUGGUGGCUCUGGCAGCUUACAUGUCCCAGAACGGCCAUGGCUAGUAGCCAGUAGGGCCUGCAUCCUGACUCCCCUGCCCACCUGAGGAAGCAGUGGGGUUUGGGGUUGCAGACGCUAUGGAAAGGCCCAGCCCCUGAAGAUGAUCCCGGGAGAGUGGCUUGCUGAGGGGGAGACCCCCAUUCCGCAGCCUGCAGAGCUCAGCCUUCACUUCUGCUUGCCCGCUGCUCCCAGCCCCAGAGCAGGGCCCGGGGCCCCACUCUCUAACCCAGGCUACAGACGGGAAGCAGAAGGCAGGGCUGCCCACCAGGCCAUCCCAGCGGGGCCUAGCUCAGUCCAUUCUGCCCAUUCCCUAGAAGAUCUCCUGCCCUACAGCCAGCCCACCACCUACCCUGCCAACCUCCCCACAGAGAAAGAGCAGGAGGUUACAGGGAGGAAAGGGGGUGCCCAGGGCACAAGGGGACCUGUCCCAAUCCUUUCAGCCCACAGGGAUCUUCACCUGGGGACAGCCUGAGCUUCCCCCAACUCCACUCUGGCCCCAUCAUGCCCAGACCUCAGCAGGCCAAGAAGGAAAUAUGUGGAGACAAGGCGGCCUCUUGCUGUCUCUGAUUCUACGGGGUGCUUAUCUCCCCACGGGCUUGUGAGGCACUGUAGAUUCUAGAUAGGGAAGAGGAACCUCGGUAUAUAAACUCUGAACCAAGGGCAGGUUCUUGGAGCUUCUUUAUGUGGGUGCAAAAGGCAGUUGCAAUGACAGAGAGUCCUGAAAUAUUGCUGGACUACAUGAGUCUUCCUACUCUCCCCCCACUCCCUGCCCCCAUCAUCCUUUUCUGGGCUUUGCCUGGGAGUCCAUGAGCUGGUGCCAUCACAAAUAGACUAGACCCAGAGAGUGCCCUCAGCUCACCAGCCACUGAGUGCAGGGCCCUAGGUCCAGCCCUGCAGAAAAUGCAACAAGGAGAGACCCUAGGGAGUAGUAUAGAUGAGGGAAGGGACUCAUGGAAGGAAUGGCCUGCUGAGUAGUCAGCAGUGCUUAGGAAGGCUUCCUGGAGGAGGUGUCCCUUGAGCAAGGCCUAGGAUGAAUAGAAUUCAUCUAAGGGAUUUGGUCACAUAAUUCUUUGUAUUUGUAGGCCGGGGUGUAGCAGGAGCCUUCCAUGGGAAGCUUCCAGGCUGUUUGGAUUCUGCCUGGAACAUCCGGGCUGGAGUCAAACUACAGCCAUUCCUAAGGGUUCCACCAACUCAAGGAGGAACAUCAGGCCUGUCUCUCAAAGACCAAUGAUGUUUUCCCAUCUCUGAAUGCUAGGGGGUCAGUGGUGGGUACCUGGUUACCCCUGGGGCAUCUUCACUGAUACCUCUGCUCAGGGCCGCUCUCAACACCCUCAGCCACUAGGGCACAUCCAGAAUUUUAGAGACAUCCAGGUAGGCAAGGGGGGAGCACUAAUGUGAGCAGGCCUGUCUGGACUCAAGCUACAGGCCCCUGCUGUGCAUGAUGUGGGAACCUGGUCAUUCCCAUGCCCCAUAUAGAACCCAGGGCUGUGGCUCCCCCACUGAGCAUCCCUUGUCCCACUGUCCUCCCCUGCCUUGGGCACUGCCCAGCCCUCCACUCCUGCAUCACAGCAGUUUUAAGAUCCCAUUAUUGUACUGAUUUAUCCUUGUAAUAAACGUUUCUGUAACACCUGG